This is a messenger RNA of Panthera uncia (snow leopard), 4158 nucleotides long. It is a transcript of the gene FCRL5, whose product is annotated as Fc receptor like 5. Gene Ontology annotation, biological process: cell surface receptor signaling pathway. NCBI's taxonomy places the organism in Eukaryota, Metazoa, Chordata, Mammalia, Carnivora, Felidae. The record is from RefSeq and is a predicted model, not a curated record. The coding region runs from base 482 to 2866 and encodes 794 amino acids. Gene Ontology annotation, molecular function: transmembrane signaling receptor activity. The transcript is spliced from 14 exons.
UCGUCACAUGUGGAUGCUCGGCCGGAGGUGGUCCGGCGGAGGCCCCUGAGGUCAGAGAAGCGCAUUUCGGCCUCAAAGGAGAACCUCUCCUGCUCCGGACCGAUUCGAGGACGUCCCUGGAUUAUGUGAUUCACAGCAGGUCUGCAGUCUUGCCUGGCCUCUGGCAGCAGAGAGAGCACGUGUCGCAGGUUCCCUGGAAGGCAGCGGCUGGAAGCUUCUGAGACUAAGACGACGAAAGCUUUGCGGCGCCAUUGACACCACGAAGUGUGAGCACUACUUAUUCUGCUAGACAGUGACUGUCAUCACUGAGAGUCUCUGGCCCUGGGCAACGUGCUGCUGGUAUUUUAAGAAACAUUCCUGUACUUCCUCUUUUCACUUCGCUAUCACAGCCGGCCACACUCAGAGGCACCUUGCUCUACUCACUGCCCAGCGCCGGGACCGGCCCGUCCGUCCGUCCCAGAGCAUCCCAGAGCACGCGCCGAUGCUCCUGUGGGCAUCUCUGCUGGUCCUGGCUCCAGUCUGCGGACAGCUUGAAGCUGCAUCCAAACCCGUGAUUUCCCUCCAUCCUCCAUGGACCGUCGCCUUCAGAGGAGAGACAGUGACCCUGACUUGCAAUGUAUUUCACUUCCACGCUCCAGAGAAAAUAAAACGGUUCCUUUGGUACCUCGAGGGUAGAAUGCUACGCGAAACCCCAAGAAACACCCUGGAGGUCCAUGACUCCGGACAGUACAGAUGCCAGACCCAGGACUCGCUCCCAAGUGACCAUGUGAGCUUGACCUUUUCUUCAGAGAACCUGAUCCUGCAGGCUCCCCCCUUCGUGUUUGAAGGCGACUCUGUGGUUCUGAGAUGCCGAGCAAAUGCAGAAAUCACUCUGGAUACCAUGACACUGCACAGGCAGGGCGAGGUCCUGAGCGUCUCUGAUGAAAGUUCCGACUUCCGCAUCGAGCAAGCAAGUCUCAGAGAUAACGGAGACUAUCACUGUUCCGGAUUUAAGAAUGGCUGCUGUUCCUACUUUUCCAACACGAUCAACAUCAAAGUCCGAGAGCUGUUUCCACGUCCCGUGCUGACAGCCAGCCUCUCACCGAGCGUCUCUGGGAAGUCAGUGACCCUGACCUGCAAGACCCAGCUCCCUCCGCUGAGGUCAGACGUCAAACUCUGGUUCCGCUUCUUCAAAGACGACCACAUGCUGCAGUUGGGCUUGGAAAGCUUUCUGAAAAUCUCGACCCUCACCACGAGGAGCAGAAACCCGCCGUAUUACUGGUGCGAGGCCCAGAGAGGGUCUUCCGGCGUCUGCAAACAGAGCCAGAAAUCUCAGCUACGCGUGCAGAUCCCUGUGUCUCGUCCCGUCCUCACCCUCAGCCCCCGUGGGGCCUUGGUUCCUGAAGGACAUACAGUGACACUUUCCUGUAAAGCCGAGAGAGGUUCGCCUCGCAUCCUGUACAAGUUUUAUCGCGAGAAUAUCAGCCUGGGGAGCAGGUCGGUCCUGUCUGCAGGAGGAGUGUCCCUCCGUGUCACUGUGAUGGUGCAGGACUCUGGGAACUACUUCUGUACCGCUGACAAUGGCUUCAGGCCCCAGCGCAGUGAGGCCAAGAGCCUCUCUGUCAAAGUCCCAGUGUCCCGCCCCAUCCUCACCAUCAGGAGGCCCAGAUCCCAGGCCGUGGAGGGGGACGUGGUGGAGCUUCGCUGUGAGGCCCAGAGGGGCUCUCCCCCCAUCCUGUACCGGUUUUAUCAUGAGGACAACGCCCUGGGGAGCAGCUGGGUCUACAACAGAGGAGGAGCGUCUUUCAAACUCCCCCUGUCCGCAGAACAUUCUGGAAAAUAUGCCUGUGAGACCGACAAUGGCCUGGGGGCCUGGCGCAGUGAGACAGUGUCACUCGACGUCAAAGUCCCAGCGUCCCGCCCCGUCCUCACCGUCAGGACGCCCAGGGCCCAGGCCGUGGAGGGGGACGUGGUGGAGCUUCGCUGUGAGGCCCAGAGGGGCUCUCCCCCCAUCCUGUACCGGUUUUAUCGCGAGGACGUCCCCUUGAGGAGCAGCUCGGCCCCCUCUGGGGGAGGAACGUCUUUCUACCUGUCUCUGACUACAGAACAUUCUGGAAACUACUCCUGCGAGGCCAACAAUGGCCUGGGAGCUCAGCGCAGUGAGGUGGUGUCACUCAGCGUCAUCGUCCCAGCGUCGCACCCCACCCUCACCCUCAGAGCGCCCAGGGCCCAGGCCAAGGUGGGAGACAUGGUGGAGCUUCGCUGCGAGGCCCAGAGGGGCUCUCCCCCCAUCCAGUACCGGUUUUAUCAUGAGGACGUCCCCCUGGGGAACAGCUUGGCCCCCUCUGGAGGAGGAGCGUCCCUCAACCUCUCUCUGACCGCAGAACAUUCUGGAAACUACUCUUGCGAGGCCGACAACGGCCUGGGGGCCCGGCGCAGCGAGGCGGUGCCACUCAGCAUGUCAGGGCUGACCGGGAGCAGAAGUGGCCCCAUUGCUACGGGCGUCACCGGGGGGCUGUUCAGCACCCUGGGCUUUGGGGUCAUGGCCCUGCUGUUGUAUUGCCGGCUCCCAAGGAAAGCAGGAGGAAGGCCGACCUCUGACCCCUCCAGGAGCCCUUCAGACUCCGACAUCCGAGAGCCCAUCUACCACAAUGCACCAGCCUGGCUGGAACUGCAGCCAGUAUACAGCAAUGUAAAUCCGAAAGGAGGAGAAGUUGUGUACUCGGAAGUCCAGAGGAUUCCGCAGGGGAGCAGACCUGCAGCGAACCCGGACUCCGUGUUAGGGCUCCUCCGGACCCACCUGCCCCCCCACGGCCAGGCCGCCAGCCACCGGCCUUCCGACCCCCCGGGCUCGUCUGUCAUCUACUCCCAGGUGAAGGUGGCAUGACCCUCGGCCUCCGUGGCUCCUCAAAGCUGAGUCCACACACACGCCCCGCGUCCCAAGCCAUGCUGGGGGCAAGGACAUCGGCAUGGGGUGACUUGAACGGGUCCAGGCCCUGUCCCCUGGCCUCUGCCCUCGCUGUGACCGGAGCACGGGACUGUGGGACGCUGCCGUUUUGCAAGUGAAAGUCCGUGCACCUCACGGGCUUUCUGUCUGGUGACACGUUGCUCCCCCCGGGGCCAUCCCGUCCCCUGGCUUCCUUAGCGGACUUCGGCCACGGUCCCUGUUCUGGGUCCCACUCCCGUGCACACGCCAGCCGCUCCUAGUGGAGCCUGCUCCGGGACUUCGAGGAGGCCACCUGCCCCCUUCCUGUGGACACCCGUCACCUGUAGAGACCUCCACCAUAGACACCUUCUCCCCCGGGACACCUGCCCCCCCCCCCCCGCGGACACCUGCUCCCCUGCAGCUCCUUUCUUCAGCGCUCUUCCGUCUGGUGGGGCUACCGUGGCACUCUACCAAGUGGGGACGGGCGCAGCUGGCUGUGGACCUCCCUCCACACCAUGGGGCUGCAUUUCCUGCCCCCCACCUGCCUGGGACGUUAAGGUCAGCCCCUGACAGCACGAGAGCUUCUCCCCUGCAUGCGGGCCCACACCCCUGCCAGUGGGCUCACAUCCCCUUCCCGUGAGCCCUCCGGUGUGGGUGCAGGAACGCGUCUCACCUGCGCAGAGCUCCUGUCGGGAGGCUCGCCCUGAUCCCCGUGAGGAGACCUGCACAUUCCGACAGAGGCACCUCAGAGCAUCGGGGGGACGGAGGAGGCCCGACAGGUGGGAACCUCGACCGGGUUCUGGGUCAAGAAAAAGCCACAGGAGAAACUUCGGAGGCAGUUAGGGAAAACUGAAUAUGAACUAUAUAUUACUGAUACUAUUGAGUCAAUAACCUGGCAUUACUUUAAGAAUAUUUGAAAAUACCUGAAAUACCUUGAAGUGAUUCAGUAAACAUUUUUUCACGUGCAUGUUAGCGUCUGUGUUCGAGUGUGUUUGUCUUAGCGUGCAUUUGUGUGUGCGUGUGUGUGUGUACAGAGAGAGCACAAACAUGGCAAAACCCACAACUGGUGAAUGCAGAGAAGGGCAUACGGCAUCGGUUGUAUCAUUCUGUUAACUUUUCUGAGAUUUCAUUUUUUUAACUAAAACAUUGAGGGUGGAGCCCGGAGCGCGUCGGACCCCGGGUGUCGGUUGAGGGGCGCCGCCCGGGCCGGCCCCCCUCCCGCCACCAGGGGCUCGGGAGGGAGCCCGGCAAGA